This is a messenger RNA of Cyprinodon variegatus (sheepshead minnow), 1555 nucleotides long. RefSeq names its product transcriptional activator protein Pur-beta-like (gene purbb). The coding region runs from base 228 to 1139 and encodes 303 amino acids. The record is from RefSeq and is a predicted model, not a curated record. Gene Ontology annotation, biological process: regulation of transcription by RNA polymerase II. Gene Ontology annotation, cellular component: nucleus. The transcript has a single exon. Lineage: Eukaryota; Metazoa; Chordata; Actinopteri; Cyprinodontiformes; Cyprinodontidae. Gene Ontology annotation, molecular function: DNA-binding transcription factor activity, RNA polymerase II-specific; purine-rich negative regulatory element binding; RNA polymerase II transcription regulatory region sequence-specific DNA binding.
CCUUGUUUAAGAACGAAUACCCUCCCUGACAAAACUUUACUGUGAACCAAUGGCUGACCAGUGAUUUUAAAGACGGCCAAUUAAUAGACCAAUAAAAACGCAGUAACUAGGUAAAGUUGCGGAAGUGGCAGCUGUCUUGUCCAAUCAGAGAGCUUCAGCGCUGAACGUGAGCUGACCGACGCCUGCACGCAGGCAGCUGCUGCGCAGAAGAGGGGGGCAGGAGCCGAAUGGUGGAGCUGAAGAUGGCGGAUGGCGACAGUGGGAGUGAGCGUGGUGGAAGUAGCGGAGGAGGAGGAGGAGGAGGCUUCCAGCACUUCCACAGGGACCAGGAGACCCAGGAGCUGGCCUCCAAGCGCCUCGACAUCCAGAACAAACGCUUCUACCUGGAUGUCAAGCAGAACAGUAAAGGCAGGUUCAUCAAGAUCGCCGAGGUCGGGGCCGGGGGCUCCAAAAGUCGCUUGACCCUCUCGCUGUCAGUUGCGGCGGAGUUCCGUGACUACCUCGGGGAUUUCAUCGAGCACUACGCCCAGCUGGGCCCCAGCACUCCGGAACAAAUAGCCCAGGCCACCGCGGGGGAAGACGGCGGGCCGAGGCGAGCUCUGAAGAGCGAGUUUCUGGUCCGGGAAAACCGCAAGUACUAUCUGGACCUGAAGGAGAACCAGCGGGGGAGGUUCCUGCGGAUCCGGCAGACCGUCAACCGCGGACCUGGCUUUGGAGUAGGGGGGCCCGUGGGGGGCAUGCUGGCCGGUCAGACCAUUGCCCUUCCGGCGCAGGGGCUGAUAGAGUUCAGAGACGCCCUGGCGAAGCUCAUAGAUGAUUACGGAGGAGACGACGAGGAGCUGACGGGGGGCAUGGCCGCGGGGGGCUUCAGCGAGCUCCCCGAGGGCACCUCCAUCAUGGUGGACUCCAAGCGCUUCUUCUUCGACGUCGGAUCCAACAAAUACGGAGUGUUCCUGCGGGUGAGCGAGGUGAAGCCCAGCUACAGGAACUCUAUCACCAUCCCCUUCAAAGCCUGGAGCAAGUUCGGAGGAGCCUUCUGCAGGUACGCCGAGGAGAUGAAGGAGAUCCAGGAGCGGCAGAGGGACAAGAUGUACGAGAGGAGAGAGGAGUCCGAGGGGGACGACGUGGAUGACGACUGAGCGCGUGGAUCACCGCGGCUGUUAGUCCAGAUGCACCACAGAUGUGCAGCAUAGGGGUAUUUUUUCAUUAAAGAAGAAAAAAAAGCAGAAACGACAGAUAAAAGUGCAUGAUGAAUCGUGCUGUAAUAGCUUACUAAAAGUAUUGUGGCGUAAAACAAAGUACAUGUGCAGGGACUGAUUGGUGUAUAUCUCUAAAAGUUUGUAGGGGUUGGAGGUGUUGUGUGCAAGAAAAAGAUGUGGAAAAUGAGAUAUUUCUCAUUGGUUUUAAAGAAAAAUACCAAGAGUGAGUUAUGCUUUUACUUUGAAAGGAAACAAAAGGAAAUGGAGGUGCUACUAAAACCAGCAGUUUGGGUUUUUAUUUUAUUUUCUUAAGCUAGAACUGAAACCAGUGAUUUCUAUCCGACGACAGAGUAUUA